Penicillium daleae is the source of this 1011-nucleotide messenger RNA. RefSeq lists its product as uncharacterized. NCBI's taxonomy places the organism in Eukaryota, Fungi, Ascomycota, Eurotiomycetes, Eurotiales, Aspergillaceae. The transcript has 2 exons. Bases 1 to 1011 code for a protein of 336 amino acids. The record is from RefSeq and is a predicted model, not a curated record.
AUGACCAUGGAAAGUCGGUUGUCCGCUCUCAUUCGCCGCCAAGAAGUCGCCCAACUGGGAAUUGGAGAAAUCAAAACAACGGAAUUUUCCAAGAUUGGGCCUCAGCACCAGGGUCCAGACGUCCAUCUCGGCGACGAAACGUUUCACUCAGAUGAUGACGGCAAAAUUGAGGAAGAUAUUUCGCUCCCCACCAGCAGUCGAAACAUAAUAGGAAAGAUGAGUUGGUUCUGGGUAUGCCAGAUCGAUGUGGUUCCUGGAUAUGUAGCGACCCCGUGGACGUCCCAGUUCUCGACAGAAUUCUGCGUUGGAGCAAUUACGGUUAUUCUCGAAGCAAUCGGGAUCCUCACGGACUACUCCCAACCAGUCUAUCUCGACAAAUCUUGUCACCCCCGUGGCCUGGAUUGGAUGAAAAGUAAUCUAUCAACAUUUCCUCCCUAUGGAGUCAGCGCAAAUCACCAUCAUGGCACUGUGAUAAGUGGUUGUUACAGCACGGCAUUCUUCUCUGCAUUUCGGGCGCCGCUUUUUCAGAUUGAGCUUCUCCGUCAUUAUGGCUUUCAAGUUGAUCGUCAUCAGCCCUCCGAUGCCGCAAAUCUUCGCUCUCGGCUAACAGAGCUGAUGGCUAUCGACUCUUGGCUUUCUUACUGUGGUCGACAACCCGAAAUAUGUGGACAUGGUCCACCCUCUGAUCCUAACAUUGUAGUGGUCGGAGUUGGCGAUCUGCUUUACACCAUGCCCAAACUUAUUGAACGGACUAUGGAAAGCUUUAAAUUCGAGUUUGAGAAUCUUGAACGGACUGCGAUUGAUGGUGGCCAGCAAAUUGUCCAGCAAAUAGCCGAGAAUCUUCUCGAUACUCUAGGGUGGAAGGUGGAAGGUCUCAGCCCAGCUGAGAAACUUUUUGCGCUUGUGGCAAUGUUACGGGCAUCAAAGAUGGCGCUAUCUAUUGUUCAGGGCACUGAUACGUCAAUAUUGAGAGAUAUAUUGCUCAAUGAUGUGCAGGUCCAUCUAGUCUAG